GCCUCCACAAGCGGGGUAUUUUGGCUUCAUUUUUGCACAAUGUUUCCCAGCAUGCCUCAGGGGUGGAGGUGUAUGAGGGGGGUGGAGUCUGUCCUGCUGCCCUGUCAGGUACCAGCUGAUGUUUCCAGGAGCUCCACAUCAGCAGUGUGGGACUGUGAGGAGUUCAGGAACCCAACAGUUCACCUGCGUCUACAGAGCAAUGACGAUCUUAGUGGUCAAAACGAUCGUUACACCAACCGAACAUCAAUGUUCACCGACGCUCUGCAGACUGGAGACCUCAGCCUCACUCUGAGGAACCCCACAGUCUCUGACAGUGGAACCUACUGCUGUAUCGCCCUCAGGUUUGGAGACAGGCUGAGCCAGACUGAAGUACAGCUGAAGGUCUCAGAACCUCCUCCAGUGUGGCCCAAAGUCCUCUCAGCUGUGCUGGUUACUCUGAUCAUCCUGGCUGCUGCCUUUGGUCUGUUUGUGUGCCGUGCAUAUGUAAGGAUGAAGAAGAGGAGUGAAGCUCUGCAACAAGAGGUGGUGGAGGCACCACAGGGGGAGGAGUCUGUCCUUCUACCCUUUAAACCCACAGCUGACCUUCCUCAGGACGUCACAGUGGAGUGGACACACAACAACAUGAAGGUCCACGUGUAUGAGAGUGGAAACAAUCAGCCAGAUAAACAGGACCAGAGUUACAGAGGUCGCACAGAGAUGAAGGAAGAUCCACUGAGAACUAAAGACCUCAGUCUGACCCUGAAACACCUCCACCUCACUGACAGUGGAGUCUACACCUGCACCGUCUACAAGGAUGGAGACAUGCUGACACAGAAAGUAGUGACUCUCAGUGUCAGAGCAACCCUGAUGGGCACCAUGGCUGAGAUGCUUCCACAUUGUCUGUGUUACAGGCAGUGGAGUGUACAGCGAGCACAGUCUGACCAGGAACACAGGAACAGGAACCAUGAAGACGUUCCUCUGAUGGAUCUCCACAGAGUGUCCUGACUCUGUGUCACAUGUUAGCUCCAUGUGGCUCAAAGGUCAAAGCUGCUGACUGUCAGGAAGCUUCAGACAAACAUCAUGAAACACCCCCUCUCCAAUCAGAGCAGGAAGGACCCAUGAUGGAGGCCCUGAGGCCACACCCACACUUCCUGUCAGUGCCUGUGAUUGACAGCUGCCUCCAUCAGUAUCGUAUAUAUCCAUAUAAAUCACCCUGAGGUCACUGAUGUUGUGAUGUUGGUGCUGUAUGAACCACAUUAAAUGUUUUUACAUAUUAA
Molecule: messenger RNA, 1256 nt
Organism: Oreochromis aureus
Lineage: Eukaryota; Metazoa; Chordata; Actinopteri; Cichliformes; Cichlidae
Exons: 6
Coding region: 40-984 (314 amino acids)
Biological process (GO): positive regulation of T cell proliferation; cell surface receptor signaling pathway; immune response
Cellular component (GO): external side of plasma membrane
Source: RefSeq, a predicted model, not a curated record